Messenger RNA from Aspergillus oryzae RIB40, 702 nucleotides. Its product is annotated as M24 family metallopeptidase. NCBI's taxonomy places the organism in Eukaryota, Fungi, Ascomycota, Eurotiomycetes, Eurotiales, Aspergillaceae. The transcript has a single exon. The coding region runs from base 1 to 702 and encodes 233 amino acids. The record is from RefSeq and is a predicted model, not a curated record.
AUGUCCGGAAACCCUACGAGUCUAGAAACAGAUGAACGGGCAGCAUACCUGCUAGACGCCCAGAACAAGGCCAUCCAACUCUUUGACGAGAUCGAGCGGGAUCUCCUACGCUCCGGCGUCGGUGAAAAGCAACUAAGCAACGAGAUCUACGAGCUGGCCCAACGACACGGAGUGCGAACCCACUGGCACAAACGGGUCAUUCGCAGUGGCCCCAACACCUUGAAACCUUUUGCUGAGAAUCCCCCGGAUCGCAUCAUCCAGCCCGAUGACAUCCUGUAUGUCGAUCUAGGACCCGUCUUCGAAGCCUGGGAAGCGGACUUCGGGCGCACCUUUGUCCUUGGAGACGACCCGCAUAAGAAACAGCUGCGCGAUUCGCUCGAGCCCGUGUGGAAUAAGGUCAAGUCGCGCUAUCUGGAGAACACGGAUAUGACCGGCGAAGAGUUAUAUGAGAUUGCGUGUGAUGAGGCGAAGCAGUCGGGGUGGGAUUUCGGUGCUGAUAUCGCUGGGCAUAUUGUUGGGUCUUUCCCCCACGAACGCAUCCCGAAGGAUAGGGUUACUCUUUAUAUUGCUCGCGGGAAUAAUCGGCCGAUGACUUCUCCCGGAAAGGAUGGGAAGAGGCAUCAUUGGAUUUUGGAGAUUCAUCUUCAUGAUCGCGCUCGUGGACAUGGUGCUUUCAUGGAGCAGCUUUUGACUGUUGGGUGA